ACCAUCACUCCCUCACUCUCUCUACUCACUCAGAUUCUCUCUCUCUUUCUCUCGCUUUCACUAUUUUUCUUUCCCUCGCUUUCCCCUCUCUCUCUCUCUCUCUCUCUGCCCCUUUCCUUUUCCCCAGAGCCCGAUUUAUUCCCUUCCCACACAAUCAAUCAAUCACAGCUUUAAGAGCCUCGGAUUAACCGAGACCCCCAGAAUCUCGGGAAUCACAACACUCUCUCUCCCUUUGGCCACAUUCUCUCGUCCUCUACCUAACCUCACCGCCAUUGCUCUCACCUCGAUUCAGACACCUGCAAUUUCAGCUCGCCGGCCACUGAACCGGUCUCAAUCCGCGGCUGCGAUUGCGUUUUUUCUACAAGCUCAGGCAAUGGGAGCUGCCGCGGAGGCUAGGGUUUCGGCAGGGAAGGCUCGAUUGAGUCGUUGAUGUUGCGCAUGGAGAGGAUGACUGCCGAUCAGGCGAAGGCGGGCCCACUCGAAAGGGACAUUCAUUUGGCCAUCACUGCUCUAAAAAAGGGGUCACAAUUACUGAAGUAUGGACGCAGAGGAAAGCCCAAAUUUUGUCCUUUCAGACUGUCCAAUGAUGAAUCUGUUCUGAUAUGGUACUCAGGCAAAGAUGAGAAAUAUGUUAAACUAAGCCAUGUCUCUAGAAUUAUACCUGGCCAACGCACUCCAGUCUUUCAAAGGUAUCCUCGGCCUGAGAAGGAAUAUCAGUCAUUUUCUCUUUUAUAUGAUGAUUGAUGACAGGUCUUUAGAUUUGAUAUGCAAGGAUAAAGAUGAAGCUGAAGUCUGGUUUACUGGUCUAAAAGCAUUAAUAUCACGCGGCCUUCAACAGAAGGGAAGAGCAGAAACAAAAAGUGGAGUUACCUCUGAAGCAAAUAGUCCAAGAUCACACACGCAAAGAAGUUCUCCUUUGAGCUCUCCAUUUUGUAGUGGUGAUAGUUCACAGAAGGAUGAAGUGGAAGCCUUUGAUCCUCAUGCUACAGCUGAAAGCCCUCCUAAAGUCCAUUUGGAGAAGGCUUUAUCAGAUGCCAUGUUAUAUGCCCUCCCUCCGAAAGUUCCCUUUCCUUCAGAUUCUGCUUCUGGCUCAUUUCAGUCUCUGUCAUCAGGAGGCUCAGAUGGAAUGAAUGGUCGAACGGAUGCUUUUAGAGUUAGUUUACCAAGUGCAGUUAGCUCAUCAAGUCAAGGCUGUGGUCAUGAUGACGGUGAUGCUUUAGGGGAUGUUUUCAUUUGGGGGGAAGGCGUAGGAUGCUGAUCAGCUUUUAGAAUUAAAAGGAAGGUUCAUUGAUAUCGGUAAUAAGCUAUCCCAAUUUCAUCUGUAGUAGACAUGUUUAGAAAUAGUAGUACCACUUAUAGUUCUGAUUCGUGAGUGAAAAGUUGUAGCUAAAAAGAUAAAUGCAGAAGACUAAAUGCUUUCAGUUGCAACCUGGGGGCAGAGUGAAUGUAUAUGCUGGCCUUUCACACGGUUAGUUAAUACUACACUUGCAGGAAGUGUUAAUUUUCAGGUGACUAAGGAAAGCUUCAUGGAUGACCUAAGCACCUAUAUGCAUGAAUCGUACCUCAAGAUUGAGACCUUGUUGAUCUUUCAGUUUAAAAAAAUAUUGCAUCAGCAGAAUCUCGGCGACUUCAUAAAGUUAGCUCUGCCGCAGGACAAUGCUUCUUCCAACUAGCUUAAAGAAACAAUGAAAUCUGUACUCAUCAACGAGAUAGCAACUCGAGCUCCAGCAUUUUGUGCAGCCGCAAUGACUGCUGGUAACUAAUAGUUUGGAUUAACUCCAACAUUUUGUACAACUACAAUUGGAGCAGGCACUUUUUUACACCUACUAUACAACUGAUGCAGCUAAACCUGUUGUACAACUAGCAUUUCUAAACCAACUCCAGUGGCUACUUUUUUAACCUAUUUUUUAAUACACUUUUGUUAGGUUGACAUUUUUGUAUAAAAAAUCUUUCACUGUUUCAAUAGAAUGCAAUAAUUUUCCUUUUAUAUUU
This is a messenger RNA of Rosa rugosa (rugosa rose), 1992 nucleotides long. Its product is annotated as PH, RCC1 and FYVE domains-containing protein 1-like. Lineage: Eukaryota; Viridiplantae; Streptophyta; Magnoliopsida; Rosales; Rosaceae. The transcript is spliced from 9 exons. The coding region runs from base 644 to 1258 and encodes 204 amino acids. The record is from RefSeq and is a predicted model, not a curated record.